AUGAGGAAUGAUUUUGUGUCCUACUUCAUUUCUUCCAACGAGAGGAAAUUCAAUUUGAGUACAUCCACCUUAACUGCACCAAGUUCAGACUGUGUAGGUUUAGGUUUUUAUGCUGGGCUAGGUCGUUUGAGGGAUCAAUUAUGGGCUAGGGAAAGAUCAACGGACUGGUACGAGAAAAUUGUGUUACAAAGGAUUGACGACUCUCAAUGGAUUGAGGACUUUCAAAUGGGAAGACCCUCAUUCAAAAUGCUUUGUAAUUAUUAUGAUCUGGACAAUUACUUAGCUCCCAAGGAAAAAUGUGUUCGCCAGCCACUAAAGGCCCAAAAAUUGGAAGAUUAUCUGAAGGAAAUUGUAGAGAAAGAAGUAAAAGCUCAGUUAAAAGACAUUCAAAAAGUGCAGAAAUUGCAAGAGGAAAAGAUUCGAUCGAUGGAAGUCCAAAUUCAGAGAGAAAGAUUAUACAGGCUUUAUUUAGAGAAGAACAUAAUUGCUCUAAAAGAAAAGCAUGAUGUCCAAGUCUCCAAAGACGUUGCUGGGGCUCAUGAAAUGGCAAGGCAUUUUUCUGGUUCUGACAGCACUAACCACAUGAAUGAAAACCACGAAGGAGAUGAUGAGGCACCAAACCAACAAGACAGUUCUAGCAAAAUAAUAAGGCUCAUAGGAGGACAGGAGAAUAGUGCUCCAAGUACUGUAGCAUUUUAUGCAUACAUGAGCAAAAACCUUGACAAUCCAAGUGCAGGUCACGUUCUGGUGUUUGAUGUUGUUAAGACCAAUAUUGCUUCCGGCUACAACCAUCAUGAUGGAAUAUUUACCGCACCUUCCCAAGGCUUUUAUGUAUUCUCGUGGACUAUUCAUUCUUGGUAUCAUUCUUUUGUAUAUUCAGAAGUAGUGGUCAAUUCGGACUCUGUCGGAAGAAUUAUCACAAAUAGUGAGGAUAUACAAGAUGAACAUGUUGGAAGUAGUAUAGUUGUUGUUGCGUUGAAUCCUGGGGAUGUGGUGUACAUUCGAAUACGUGCGGCAAGUGGUAGGCUUGCUAGUUAUGCCAGUAUAUUUUCUUCCUUCAGUGGAUGGAAGUUAAACUGAA
Molecule: messenger RNA, 1081 nt
Organism: Saccostrea echinata
Lineage: Eukaryota; Metazoa; Mollusca; Bivalvia; Ostreida; Ostreidae
Exons: 4
Coding region: 1-1080 (359 amino acids)
Molecular function (GO): protein binding
Source: RefSeq, a predicted model, not a curated record